Alternaria ethzedia is the source of this 594-nucleotide messenger RNA. RefSeq lists its product as uncharacterized. Lineage: Eukaryota; Fungi; Ascomycota; Dothideomycetes; Pleosporales; Pleosporaceae. The record is from RefSeq and is a predicted model, not a curated record. The coding region runs from base 1 to 594 and encodes 197 amino acids. The transcript has a single exon.
AUGGCGCCGCGCAAGAAGAGCGUUCUCCCCACGGCUACCGAAACGCCCAUCUUCUCUUCGGCGCAGCGCAACAAAGCCGGUGUCAAGAAGCCCUCUAAGACGGCGAAACAGGCGCAACAACCCACGGUCGCUCAAUCUCCCGUACGCCUGCCCCCGGCUCGGCCGCUAUCGCCAUUUCAUUACGACGAAUACGAGGCACCUCCAUCACCUCCACCUCCGCCAUCGUUCACCCCCAAAAGUCCCAGGAAGAAGAAUACAAAGCCAAUCAUCCCGUUCGACAAGGUCACCACAAUCCCGAUGUCUCAACUGCGAGCUCAGCAAGCCGACCGCUCGGCCAUCCUCAGGAAGGGUUCCUCACUCAUCCCGCGCGAUCCCGCUGUACACAUUUACAACUUCCACAAUGCAUGGCGCAAGCACCUCUUCAACCGCGAUAUGGAUCCAGCUUUGCGGUUCGCGGCACCAGAGUUGAGGACGAUGCUGGGCUUGAGUCCAAAGUGGAAAGAUCCGACCAAGACGAAGGUUCCCAAGAAGAAGACCCCGUUUGGAGAGGGCUUCAUGGCGCUUUACAAGGGCGGAGAGGAUGAGGAAAAGUAG